Molecule: messenger RNA, 2087 nt
Organism: Trichomycterus rosablanca
Lineage: Eukaryota; Metazoa; Chordata; Actinopteri; Siluriformes; Trichomycteridae
Gene: kars1
Product: lysyl-tRNA synthetase 1
Exons: 14
Coding region: 29-1759 (576 amino acids)
Biological process (GO): basophil activation involved in immune response; positive regulation of macrophage activation; diadenosine tetraphosphate biosynthetic process
Cellular component (GO): mitochondrion; cytosol; aminoacyl-tRNA synthetase multienzyme complex
Molecular function (GO): tRNA binding; ATP:ADP adenylyltransferase activity; ATP binding
Source: RefSeq, a predicted model, not a curated record
GUAAGGUUGUCGCGCAGACUGAGUGAAGAUGGCAGACGUGGUAGCGGACGCAGAGAAACUGAGCAAAAAUGAGCUGAAAAGGCGCAUGAAAGCGGAGAAGAAGGUUGCUGAGAAGGAAACCAAGGUCAAAGAGCAGCAGCAGACCAAGGAGACAGAUGACCAACCUCAGCAACAUGUGGAUGGCACAGACGAGGAGAAUCUGGACCCUAAUCAAUACUUCAAGAUCCGCUCACAGGCCAUUCAAGCUUUGAAGGGAACAGCUGAAGACCCCUACCCCCACAAGUUUCAUGUGGAUUUAUCACUUACUGAUUUUAUAGAAAAGUACAACCACCUACAGCCUGGGGACCAGCUAUCAGAUGUUGUCCUUAAUGUGACCGGUCGUGUCCAUGCCAAAAGGGCCUCUGGUGCCAAGCUGAUCUUCUACGACUUGCGAGGAGAAGGGGUGAAGUUGCAGGUCAUGGCAAACUCCAGAAAUUACAAAUCAGAGGAAGCCUUUGUUGCCAUCAACAAUAAACUGCGACGUGGUGACAUCAUUGGUGUCCGUGGUGUCCCUGGGAAGACCAAGAAAGGGGAGCUGAGCAUCAUCCCUGUUGAGAUGACCUUGUUGUCACCAUGUUUGCACAUGCUUCCUCACCUCCACUUUGGCCUAAAAGACAAGGAAACACGGUUCCGGCAGCGGUACCUGGACCUGAUUCUUAACGACCCUGUAAGGCAAAAGUUUAUAACCCGAGCUAAGAUCAUAACCUACCUGCGCAGCUUCCUGGAUCAGCUUGGCUUUCUUGAGAUUGAGACACCGAUGAUGAACCUCAUUCCUGGAGGAGCAGUAGCUAGACCUUUCGUCACCUACCACAACGAGCUGGAUAUGAACCUGUACAUGAGAAUUGCCCCUGAGCUCUAUCAUAAGAUGCUGGUGGUUGGAGGUAUUGACCGUGUCUAUGAGGUUGGUCGUCAGUUUAGAAACGAGGGCAUUGACCUCACUCACAAUCCAGAGUUCACUACGUGUGAAUUUUACAUGGCGUAUGCUGAUUAUCAUGACCUCAUGGAGAUCACCGAGAAGCUUCUUUCAGGAAUGGUGAAGCACAUCACAGGAGGUUAUAAAGUAACUUAUCACCCUGAUGGACCAGAAGGACAGGCCUGUGAAAUUGACUUCACACCUCCUUUCAGCAGAAUAAGCAUGACCCAUGACCUGGAAAAAGAGAUGGGAGUGAAGUUCCCACCCUGUGACUCCUAUGAUAGUGAUGAAACCCGCAAGUUUUUCGAUGACCUGUGUGCUCAGAAGGGAGUGGAAUGUCCACCUCCCAGAACAACUGCACGACUACUGGAUAAGUUAGUGGGAGAUUUCCUGGAGGUCAAGUGUAUCAACCCCACAUUUAUUUGUGACCACCCUCAAAUCAUGAGCCCCUUGGCAAAAUGGCACAGAUCUCAGAAAGGCUUGACUGAGCGUUUUGAGCUUUUUGUCAUGAAGAAAGAAAUUUGCAACGCCUACACAGAGUUGAAUGACCCAAUCAGGCAACGAGAGCUAUUUGAACAGCAGGCUAAGGCCAAGGCAGAAGGUGAUGACGAGGCUAUGUUUGUAGAUGAAACUUUCUGCACUGCAUUAGAAUAUGGCCUUCCACCAACAGCAGGAUGGGGCAUGGGCAUCGACCGGCUCACCAUGUUCCUUACAGACUCAAAUAACAUCAAGGAGGUUCUUCUCUUUCCUGCCAUGAAGCCUGAGGAUAAUAAACCCGCGCCUCCAGCAGAGGGCACUUCAGUUUAACGCUGAUUAUAACUGACGUGCUGAUGAGACCUAUAACUGAUUCAUACAUGUUGGGGGUUUUGUUUCAGCCUGACUGUCCUGUUUGCUGUCCAGAUAUCAUGAAGUCUUUCACACUGCAGUAAACCAAAGUGUCUAAUUCUUGCAGUAAACUCCCUAUUCUUAAAGCUUUGUUGUCUGUUAGUUCACAACAAUUGUGAAUCAAAUCAAUACAAUAACUGUUUAAAUUCAGCCAUAUUUUUCUCAACUUAUGGUUUUAAUACCAACUGUUGUCUGUAUUUUUAAAUAUCUUCAAAUUACACAAAGGAAUAAACCUUUUUGUGCUCAAUUA